UUUAGACGGUUAACCUUACCCUAGAGUUCGAAAAUCAUGUCAUUAGUGUAGUUACUGACAUUUCAUUUCAUUUGAUGGAUAUUCAGAUAACAAAAUGAUUUAUGGUGAAGAUAUUGAUAAACAAUAAAGCUAUCCCGUUUUAAACGAAGCUGGUGUAACCAGAGACCCGAAUUUUUGUAUCAAUAAAUAUAACAGGCCAAAUGCACAAUGAAGCCCAGGAAUCACAGGAUGCUUCCAAAAAUUCGUUGCACAGUGGCCCAGAAGAUGGCGCUGAUAGACUACAUGUGGGACCACCGUCAACUUGCCAGAUACGAGUACGAUCCGCACACUGCGGAGACAGAGUGGUUUCGCUUGGCUGAGACUCUUAACCGGAAUGGGUCAGUCAAAACUGUGGAGAAAUGGAAAGUUACGUGGCGGGACCUCAAAAGGAAGGCUUUAAGGGAAGUACAAGUCGCUAUACAAAAUAAUACAAGUGCAAGUGAGGCGGCUCUGAAAAUUCGAGAAAUCUUGAUGUCUUCAGCUGACGCGCACCCUAGGGAGCACGGGAAUUUUGAAAUGUCUCCAUCAUUGACAUUGCCACAUGCUUCAAUUCACCUCACCCCUGAAGAUUCUUACCAAGGCCAGGAAUUGCCAGGUGACCAGGACCAGAGCCAGUAUUUGGAGCCUGAAGACCGUUCCGCUAUAAACGGAUUGGAGGCUAUUGAGUGUACUCCGGAUUUCAGUUCGGACAGUUCACUUAGCAUCUCGCCUAUGCCCAAACCGUUGACUAAAUUACGCAGCAACCAUGAUCAAAUCAACGCUUUGGUGGAUUGCAUGGCCAUGAACAGUGGCAUGGCGUUCGGUAACCAGCAGACGCCCAAAAAGAUCGCGGACUGGAAGAGGCUACGGCAGCUUUUGAAUAAAAUGGGGCCUGAGAAACGGACGGCGGCUUGGCAACAGUCUUGGCGCGACCUAAAACGCAACGCUGUAGAAAGAAAUAACACGAAUUCAAAAAAUAAUUCGGCGGUAACACAAAAAAUCGUACAAAUCAUUGAAGCGCACGCACAAGGCACAAAUUCGACAAGUGGUGUUUCGGCAGAAGAUGAUUUACAUUUACGUUUACCAGCGCAAGUCAAAUAUCUGCUUCAGGCCGAAACAGACCGCCCCGAAGCUCCUUCAAAUCAAGUGUCCCCUGUACAACGCAACGUGUCCGCUGUAAACGUGGUGCCUUUGCGACAAUAUCGGCAGCGUUUGAAACCAAAAACGCGUUCAACCAACACACAAAUAUGCGCGUUAGUGGAUUACAUGGAGAAACAUCCCGCUCUGGCAGUAGCGAGAUCUACAGCUGGGGACACCCAAUGCCCUUACAUCGCGGAGUGGCGAAGGUUAAGCAAUUACCUUAACAGAAUUGGCUCUACAAGAAAAAGCGCUAUGGCUUGGAAACGAACAUGGCGCGAUCUCAAGAAAGCUGCUAAAAAAGAACCGAGUAACGAACGGAAUUUUAAUUUAAAUCAGAGAAUUAUUCAGAUCUUAAAAAAGACAGCAGAUGCACAACAGGACGAUGAGUUUGAUAUGGAAACUGCAGACUUAGACGCCCAACCAUUCGCAGUCUACUUUGACCAAAUGUCUCCUGGACAACACUCUGGUUGUUCUUCGCCGGUGCAAAGUGAAAAUGCACAAUCAGAUCAAGAUAGACCAUCGAAAAUAACGCGUAAAAAAGCACGCUGUACCAACGCCCAAAAACACGCAUUAGUAGACUACAUGUGCACCCAUCCCGCUCUAGCCACGUCCAACUACAUAGAGGCGAUCGACGGCGACCCGCACUAUGCUGAAUGGCGGCAGCUCAGCAAGUACCUGAACAAAAUAGGAACUGCUAAAAGUACUAUUUCUUGGAAAAAGACGUGGCGAGAUUUGAAACUAAGCGUUCUGAAGAAAAAAUGGUCUGACGAAACGCUUUUAGGAUUAGACCGGAAAAUCCUAGAAAUUUGUGAGAAGAAUCCCAAGGAGUUAAACACUGAAACUGAGCAAGAAUUCGACAUACUACCGGAUCGAAUCGACAGUAUGCCUGUCCUUUACUUACAAUCUCCAAAACACACAAAGCCCGAAUUAAUACUAUGUGACCCCUCUCAUGACGACCCUGCCAACCAAGAAUCUGAAAAUAGUCCUAAACAAAGUCAAAAGUCUCCUGGGCAUCUAGAAAUAUCUCUUGUGGAACGUAGCCGUGAAAUGUCCCCUGACCAACGCAGUGUGUCUCCUGUGCAAUUAAGUGAAGGUUUUGAAAAGGGAAACAAGCAAGAUAGUGCGUUUAAGAAAAAUAGAAGCGUUCGUUGCACACCGACUCAAAUAUACGCCCUAGUCCGUUACAUGGAGCUCCACCCUUCCCUCGCGCGAGCGAAGUGCCUGAACUUGAACACCGAGCAAGACCCGCACUACGAAGAGUGGCGACGGCUGUGCCGAUACUUGAACAACGCUGAUACAACUGUGGCUGCUAAGAGCGUUACUAGAUGGAAGUGUACAUGGCGAACGUUAGUAACAAACGCGCGCAGGAAGGACCGCAAGAGAAGCCGAUGGAACGACAGGGUUUCCCGGAGAAUACUACAAAUAUUAAACGAAAACGAACCUGAAGCCAACGAGAAAAAUGUGGAAGAGCAUGUCAAACAACCAAACGAAGAUUACGUAUAUCCACCAUCACCAACGCAAUGCGUAAUGCCUGACCCUCUGAAAUGUGAACCCAUCAAGGACAUUGAACGCAGCCGAGAAAAUGCUGAACUUCCUAAACUACAUCAUUCUAAAAGACGCAGCUCCAACCUUCAAAUACGUGCCCUGGCUGACUUCAUGAUAUCCCAUCCUGAAGUUGCCACUAGGCAUCCGAGCGAGAACAUACCCGCCUGGGUCAAAAUCACCCGUCAUCUCAACGGUAUAGGCCUCGCUAGAAGUAUGAAGGCGUGGUGUCAAACAUGGAGAGACCUCAAGAUCCGUGUCCUCUCAAGGGCCCAUGCAAAGGACCCCAGCAGCAGUUUGCAAGGUUUUAGAGAGAGGAAACUGCGGAAAAUCCUCGGGGUGACGCCCAGGAAACAAGAAACAGACAUACAAACUGAAACAGACGGCGAAACUAUAGAAGAAUCCAGCACGAAGCCUGAAUCCGAAGUUGCAGUAGCCCCGCGUGCCCCAUCGCCCCGCACCGUUCUAUAUAACCUCGCUGAGAUCCUCGCUCGAAAUGGCCCCAUGAACGAGAACAAUCCGGAGACAAAUAAUAAGAAAACUACACCCGAAACUAGUGUUUCUAAUGAGACGAAUGAUAUUUUGCGGGAAUUGGUGCUAGAAUUGAAACGUAGCAACGAGUUGAAAGCUGAACAAAAUUGUUAUCUGAAGGACAUUUUACAACAUCUGAAGACACCAAAAUGCUCGCACGCAAGCCAGAACACAAAUAUUCCGACGCCAAUAGAUGAGUGUCGAACAGAUAAUAUUGACGUAUUGGAUGUAAAGAAACAAGAAGCGGAUAAUCUAGAUGAAGAUAUUCCUAAUAACGAUGAAGAUACGUGUAAUGGAGUAGCUAAUAAGGAUGGGAGCAUGUUAUUGAUGCCAAGCAACAUGCAAACGCAAGCGAAGUCUAACCAGGAUAAAAAUGGUGAUCCGCUGUAUGUGGUGUGUGCACGUAAACGAAGGUGAAACGAGAGGACUAAGAUUUUUAAAUAUACUCAUAAUAUACUGUACGUAUAUUCUUACUCUAUUUAAGGUUAUUAGUUGUAACUUAAGAUAAUUGAAGUAUUGAUUAAAAUAUAUACAAUA
Molecule: messenger RNA, 3768 nt
Organism: Cydia pomonella (codling moth)
Lineage: Eukaryota; Metazoa; Arthropoda; Insecta; Lepidoptera; Tortricidae
Exons: 24
Coding region: 208-3648 (1146 amino acids)
Source: RefSeq, a predicted model, not a curated record